GCUAUUUUACUUCAAUCAGAACUUAUGCAAUUAUGUUCAACACCAAAAGGUUUAGUAGAAGCUACAAUUGUUGAAUCAACUAAUUUGCCUGAUCUCGGUUUAGUCUGUACAGCAAUAAUAAAUAGAGGAACCUUAAAGAAAGGAACGAUUUUGGUUGCUGGAACGUGUUAUGGACAAGUUAGAACGUUAUCCAAUGAAUUUGAUAAAAUUUUGGAUGAAGCUGGACCGAGUACUCCUGUUCGAAUUAGUGGUUGGAAAGACGAAUUACCUCCACCUGGUGAAUUAGCUUUUGAAGUUCCUAAUUUGUCCAAAGCAAAAAAGAUUGUUGAAUUUAGAAGACAAAAGAAAAUGGUCACAAUGUUUGUUGAAGAUUUGAAAAUCAUUGAAAAGCGAAGAGAAGAGGCUCGCGGAAAAUAUAGACAACAACGUUUUGAAUUGUUUAAACAAGGAAUUAUUGCUAGAGCUGGUCACUCUCCUGAUGCUUAUACAAAACCUAAUGAAGAAGAAAUUGCUGCUUUAGAAAUUCCUAGUCUUACAAUAAUUUUGAGAUGUGAUGUUGAUGGAGCUCUUGAGGCACUCAAAAAUGUUUUAUCAACGUAUAAUGCUAAAGACCAAGUUCGCCUUAAAAUUGCAAGUGCUGGUGUAGGACCUUUAACUGAAAAAGAUUUGGAAUUGGCAGCUGAUAUUGGAGCUUAUGCCCUUUCAUUUAAUGCACCAAUUCAUCAAUAUAUUAGAGAUUUGGCUAAAAGUAAAGGAGUGGCUUUAGAAGAAUUUCAUGUUAUUUACAAACUUGUGGAUAGAUUAAAGGAAUUAUUGACACAAAAAAUUACUCCAAUAAUAGAACGUCGUUUAGUUGGCAGUGGAACUGUUAUACGUGCUUAUAAACUUAAAGAUGGACAAAAAAAGAAGCAACCUGUGGCUGGAAUAAAAGUUGAUUGGGGAAAAAUGGAUAGAAAAUUUAUCUGGCGUUUUGUAAGAAGUGGAAAUGCAACGUCUGAAGAAGAGAACAUAACAUUAUAUGAAGGCAAUAUAAAUUCAAUGGAAUGUGAAGGACAAGCAAUAAAUCAAGCAACUACAGAUAUGCAAAUUGGAGUCGCAAUAGCUGACAAAAAUGUAUCUUACAAAGAAGAUGAUCGAGUAGAAGUAUUUGAAGAAGUUCAUGUCCCACAACAAAUAAAUUGGAACCCUCCGGGGUUUUGAAAGAAAAUGUCUCAAUGUUUUGUAAAGUUUGAAAUUUUUUUUGAAUUUUUCUUUUGUUAUUUGUUUUGUGUUAACGUUAUUUUUCGGCAAAUGGGGUGGGCUCGAGAGAAAGAGAAGGGGGUUGGCGUUUUGUUAGGACUCUCGUUAAUGUACUGUACCUCCAAAAUUAGGAGAGUAUUUUUUGAAAUAUUUCUGGAAAAAAAUUUUUUGGCAAAAUGUUAAGUGAGAAAUGAAAGGGUGUAGGAUUUGCUAUAACUAUACAGCACAAAUUUACAAAAAUUUUAAAAAUAUUUAAAACAUUUUUUAACCGGGUCAAAAUUAAACAGAGGUCAAUUUUCUUCAGAUCACCAUCGAAUGUAAUUUGACCGGUAGCAACCAGAUCUGGUAAAAAAUGAUUUAACUAAUUAAAUGAAACUUUUAUUUUUUUCAUCCCCUACCCCUAUUUUACCCACAAAAUAUAAAAUCUUUUAAGAAUUUUUACUCACCUUCAGGUGGUUUUUGUCCCAAAAUAAUGGAAAGGAGUGCAAUGGUGAAGGAGUCUCCGCAGCUGGGACCAGUUAAUUGCU
Messenger RNA from Meloidogyne enterolobii, 1766 nucleotides. The record is from the annotation of a GenBank genome assembly. Lineage: Eukaryota; Metazoa; Nematoda; Chromadorea; Rhabditida; Meloidogynidae.